Aaosphaeria arxii CBS 175.79 is the source of this 4289-nucleotide messenger RNA. RefSeq names its product DUF221-domain-containing protein. NCBI's taxonomy places the organism in Eukaryota, Fungi, Ascomycota, Dothideomycetes, Pleosporales. The transcript is spliced from 2 exons. Gene Ontology annotation, cellular component: plasma membrane. Gene Ontology annotation, molecular function: calcium-activated cation channel activity. The record is from RefSeq and is a predicted model, not a curated record. Bases 238 to 3918 code for a protein of 1226 amino acids.
CCCUCCCCCCCUCCCCCCAAGCCACGCUCCUCCCGGUACACAACAACUCAACUUUCUGCUCGUGUGCCACCCGCCGAACCUCCUCCCUUAGUAUCGAGACCUACUCCAACCGAUGGCCACAACCACUCAGUGACACCUCGUGGCGACCUCACAGCAAUUACAUAUUCCUUUGUUUCUUCAUAAAUCCACUCCCCAACAAGUCAGUUGCUCUAGCUAUUGGACCGAAAAUACAACGCCAUGUCGGGCAAUACUACGCAGGGUGCUGCCCUCACCCGUGACAACCAAAGCAUCGAGAACUUCGCUGCCUCUAUUGCAACCGGUGCAGUCAUUUUUGGUAUACAAAUGGUGGCCUUUCUGAUUCUCAGUGGCAAUUGGAAAAUCACUAGAUCAGCCCAAAGUAAAGAAAACCCAACGGAACGACAGAGUCUCUUCCACAAGAUCUAUUACUACAAGACUGCCUUCGUACCCAAGCGCAAACGUAUCCAGGAGCCUACAACUGCUAUCGAAUCUAUCAAAAAGGUUUUUACCAUCACCGAUCGGGAGCUUAUUCGUGUCGCUGGUGUCGACGGCUACUUAUUCCUGGAAUACCUACAACUACUUCUCAGGAUAUUCAUCCCACUAGGUUUCGUCAUUUUACCUAUUUUACUUCCUGUCAAUCAUAUUGGUGCUGUGCCUGGCGUAUCCGGACUGGACUCUUUUGCCUGGCCCAAUGUUGCCGUGCCUUCAAAAGUCAGGCGGCUUUGGGCGCACUGUAUUCUGGCUGUCGUUGUCAUCGUUUGGGUCUGUUAUAACGCCUUUCAGGCGCUGAGGAAAUUCGUACGGUUGCGCCAAACGGUCCUGACCACGCCCGAGCACCGCAUUCGGGCCUCAGCAACGACUAUCUUGGUUCAGAGCAUCCCUCGAAAGUGGCUCACGGUUGCCGCUCUUGACGCUUUGUAUGAUGUCUUCCCAGGCGGUAUCAAAGACAUCUGGAUUAACCGGAAUUAUGAUGACCUUCAGGAGAAGGUGAAUCGCAGGACGAAGAUUGCUCGCGCCCUCGAGGCCGCCGAAACUGAUCUAGUCAUUCAAUGCGUGAAGAAGCACAAGAAGCUCGAAGAAAAGAGGCUGAAAGAAGCUGGCAUGAAGAAGUCUAGAGCCGAGAAAAAGCAGGAAGAAGAUGCACACAAUGCGCAGAUUGCACAGGCUCCACUAGAGGAGGGAGUCAGUUCUGGUAAUCCUCAUCAAAUUGAGCAAACACUUCAGCAGGUCCUUAACGAUGAUUCGUCAUCAUCAUCGUCAUCAUCCCGCUCCUCUUCACCGGACUCUCGACGUAAGCGGUCUAAAUUGCCAAUCCCUAUCCUCGGAGAUGGUAUCCAGGUAGUUGGUGACGGCUUUCGAGACGUAGGUAAAAUGGGCCAGAAGAUGGUUGGAGGCUUCAAGGGAGCUUUCGGUGGAAAACGUGAGCACGAACGUGAUCGUCACCAUCGCCCGGCUCAGCCAGAUAGCCCAGCCCAGUUCGAUGGUCCCGAUGACAGGCCUCUCUCUUCCCCGACUUCCCCAAAGGAUUUUGAUAGGAGACCAGAUAGUACGGACACUUAUACGCCUUUGCACGAACCUAGCAAAGAGAUGCUCGAAGCGGAACUUACGAACUCGGCGCCGAACUCUCCUCAGUCGGUAGGCAAAGCAGUGAAACCUACUGCAUCAACCUCGAAGACCAACCCUCUACAAAUCAUAAAGAACUCGCCGAUCAAUCCUCUCAGGCGGAUGAGUGAUUUUGCCAGUCCCCAGCCAUUCAGAGCCGAGGGUGAGGAAUUUCCAUUGGAAGUCACGGGUGGAGAUAAGCGCAAGUAUGAUUUUGCUGGAGUGUACCGUGGUGAUCUCGGAGACGAGGACGACCAGGAUGCCCUCUGGAGGAAGUACAUCAAACCCAAAGACAGGCAAACCAUGCGGGUUCCUCUUUUCAACAAAUCUUGGUGGCCAUCGCUUCCACUCAUUGGCAAGAAGGUUGACACAAUCUAUUAUUGUCGCAAGGAGCUUGCCCGCCUGAACCACGAAAUUGCCGAGGACCAAGCACACCCCGAGAACUUCCCACUCAUGAACUCUGCCUUUAUUCAGUUCAACCACCAAGUUGCAGCGCAUAUGGCUUGCCAAUCACUCAGUCAUCAUAUUCCCCGCCAUAUGACUCCCCGAACCGUCGAGGUCAACCCCAACUACGUCCUCUGGGACAAUCUGUCGAUGAAAUGGUACAUGCGUUAUGUAAGGUUCUUCAGCGUCAUCGUUGUGAUUGUGGGCCUGAUCAUCUUCUGGGGUAUUCCCGUCUCGUUCACUGGUGCAUUGUCUCAAGUCCACACAUUGACGCAAACUUUGCCAUGGCUUAAGUGGCUCGAGGAUCUGCCCGAAUGGCUAUUGAGUUUUAUCCAGGGUGUAUUGCCACCUGCACUGCUCGCGGUCUUGUUCGUCCUACUGCCAAUCAUCCUCCGCUUCCUUGCUGAAGUCACUGGAGUAGUCACAGCAGGCGAGCGAGAGCUUCUGGUCCAAAAUUUCUACUUCGCAUUCGUCUUCAUCCAGUUGUUCCUAGUCGUAUCCAUCUCCACCGGUCUCACGACAGCGAUUGAACGGUUGAGUAAAGAUCCGCUCGGAGUGCCACAGACUCUAGCUCAGACUCUUCCCAGGGCAGCAAAUUACUUCUACUCGUACAUGAUUCUGCAGGCUUUCAGUAUCAGUUCAGGUACUCUACUGCAAGUCGGAUCUGUUUUCAUUCUACUUUUCAGCCGUUUCCUCGACACGACUCCCCGCGAGAAGGUUUCCAGGGUUUUGAGCAGACCAGGGAUUAACUGGGGUAAUAUGAUACCGGUCUACACCAAUUUUGGUGCCAUCGGUAUCAUUUAUUCCGUCAUAUCUCCCUUCAUUACGAUCAUGAUGUUGAUCACUUUCAGCUUGUUCUGGUUCACAUAUCGCUACCAGAUGAUCUAUGUCUCUUAUGCCAAGGCUGAGACAAAUGGCUUGAUAUUCCCCAAAGCCAUCAACCAACUCUUCACGGGUCUAUACUUCCUCGAGUUGUGCCUCAUUGGCCUCUUCUUCCUUCAAAAAGAUGGCAGGGGCAAUGUAACCUCAUUUCCCCAGGCUAUCAUCAUGAUCAUUGUACUCGCCUUCACAGCCAUCUUCCAGGUUCUCUUGAAUCAAGCCUUUGGAACUUUGUUCAAAUAUCUUCCAAUCACAUUUGAAGACGAGGCUGUCCAGAGGGAUGAAGAAUUCCAGCGUGCCCAGGCCAGUCGUUGGAGACAGACUGAUGAUGAGGAGCAUCGAUCUCUUACUUCGGAACUAGAGGAUAAGGAGCGAGAGGAAAGGCGCGAAAGCCGCAGGCUAGAGGAAGAUGAUAAGCAAAAUCAUCGCGCCUCAAGAUCUUACAACGCGCACGAGUCCAUUGAAAUGAAAGAAAUCGAGGAAGGCCAUGCCAGUGCUGGUCGAUCACGACGGAAGUCAUCAUGGGCGGAUCGUUCGCGAUCACGAUCGCAGUCUCAAUCCCACCAUCACAAAAAGAAGUCCUGGAAGAAGGAGAAUCCUCUGGAUAAGCUCACUGAGGUUAUGAGGGGGGGAAUAGAGGAUGUUACCAGGCCGGUACGCGACAUUGAAGCUCAAAUCUUGCCCUCGACCAAUCUUUUCGACGAUAUUGAUGGUACUCUCGAAGACAUCGAGCCGGAGUCGAGACAGAAGCUCAUCAAGCGUUCUUUCCAGCAUCCUGCUACACGUGCUAUUCAGCCAGCCAUCUGGAUCCCUCAUGACGAACUGGGUAUCGCUAAGGACGAAAUCCAGCGCACUGGACAGCGUACUGACAAGGUGUGGAUCACUAGCGUGAACGCCCGCAUUGAUGCCAGCGGGAACGUCAUGUACAAGGGUCUUCCACCUGAUCGUGACCCGUUCGAGAAUAUUGAAGUCUAAGCGGUGCAAAGAUUCAACUUCUCACUGUGCUUUCAUGUUGCAUAUCGUCAUGUGCAAGCCUCUUGGUUUCCUUUAUAUCUUUUUCUCCUUUACUUGUAUGUUUCUUUGUUUCAAUCAUUGUACCGGGAAAUGUCAUGGGCCGGUACUCUUUCUUACUUUUCCCUUAUUGCAUAUCUGCAUAGCGCUGCACGCCGAUUGGAGGAUUAUGAACAGUUUCAGUUAACAUGGCGGACUGUAAUCAAGUGCCGAUACCCCUUCUGAUAGCGUUUCCAUUCCAUUUCUCCUCCUGAGUUCGGUCCCAGCCGGAUCGUUACUGCAUUGCCAGACAGUACAUAAUGAAUUGAUGUACAAUUACGAAAUAGAUUAAUUCU